GAACACAUAUUGCCCACCGAGUGUGCACGUGCGUGUUUUGAUUGUAGCGAUUUCAAUCGAAUCAGGCAAUUGUGGAUGAAAACUAUGCCCGCCGCCCCCGCACCCAGCAGCAAUGGGAGGCCCACGGAGCCCCACAAGUCCUGGAAGAAGGUGAACGAAGAGCGGAAGGCGCUAAAGCGCCAGCGCAAGCAGGACAAGCUGCUCAAGGAGCUGCAGCUAGCCAAAGAGGCAGAAUCACAGGCGGAGCAGGUCGCCAAUGAGGUUCAGGCGAAGGAGCAAGCCAAUCCUUCCACGCUGAGCAUAGCUGUGCCCGGUUCCAUUCUCGAGAAUGCCCAAUCCAACGAGUUGCGGGCCUAUGUGGCUGGUCAAAUAGCCCGGGCCGCCUGCAUCUUCCGGGUGAACGAGGUAAUCGUCUUCGACGACGUGGGAAUAGCCACCGCCCGGGAAACAAAGCGCAGUUACGAGGCAGAUGCGGAAGGCAGUGGCACUGGCACUGUACGCAGCAGCUCUCUGCAACUGGCCCGAAUUUUACAGUAUCUUGAAUGCCCGCAGUAUCUGCGAAAGUACUUCUUUCCGCUACACAAAGACCUUAAGUACUCUGGCCUGCUGAAUCCGCUGGACACACCGCACCAUCUCCGGCAGCAGAGCAAAUUCCGGUAUCGUGAGGGCGUCAUCUGCGACAAAAAGGCCAAGGAAGGACACAGCUACGCCAACGUGGGGCUGCUUAACGACGUUCUAGUGGACAAGGCUAUAGAACCAGGCGUCAGAGUGACUGUGAAAAUGGAACAUCAAAGCGAGAACUGUAGAAAGCAGCGGGGAACACUAGUUAGUCCGGAUGAACCACGUCGGGAAACAGGUGUUUAUUGGGGCUACCAGGUGCGCAUCGCACACUCCCUGUCUGAGAUUUUUACCAAAUCACCCUACGCAUCCGGCUACGAUGUUACGCUGGGUACCUCGGACCGCGGAACCAACGUGCAUGAGGUUCCCAACCGAUCUUAUAGCUUUAAGCAUAUGCUCAUUGUUUUUGGCGGACUACAAGGCCUAGAAUCUGCCUUGGCCAACGACGAAAAACUGACCGUAGAUGAUCCUGAGCUGCUGUUCGACCACUAUGUAAAUGUUUUGCCACGCCAAGGAUCUCGAACCAUUCGCACCGAGGAAGCCUUGCUGAUUGCUUUAGCGGCUCUCCAGGAGAAACUGCAACCCCAAGUGGCUGAUGUAGAGGCCGAUUUGAGUGAUCUGCUACCUAAAAGUGAGGAUACAGGCAUUUCAGUACGCCGAGAUGUUUUAGUUAGCAAAAAGCAGAAGAAAAGGAAGCAUGUAGAGGACACUCCUGAAGAAACAGUCGUUGAUGAACCUCCGUCUCCAAAACCAUUGCCGAAAGUGACUCGACUGAAGGCCAAUCCUUUUGCCAACUCCUCCGAUGCGUUAGCGAAAAGCACCUCGGCAGAAGACGAUUUUGAAGUGGUUUCUUCCACCACCGUUUCUGGAACAAGCCACUCGUGUGCAGAUAAUGACUUAAGUCGGUUCGAUUAAUUGGAAUAGUUUGAAUUUUAUUUUUGUAAAUAUACAUUUCCGUAUGUGUUGCUUAAA
Messenger RNA from Drosophila yakuba, 1590 nucleotides. Its product is annotated as putative methyltransferase C9orf114. The record is from RefSeq and is a predicted model, not a curated record. NCBI's taxonomy places the organism in Eukaryota, Metazoa, Arthropoda, Insecta, Diptera, Drosophilidae. The coding region runs from base 76 to 1533 and encodes 485 amino acids. The transcript is spliced from 2 exons.